Molecule: messenger RNA, 2773 nt
Organism: Sardina pilchardus (European sardine)
Lineage: Eukaryota; Metazoa; Chordata; Actinopteri; Clupeiformes; Clupeidae
Gene: ak4
Product: adenylate kinase 4
Exons: 6
Coding region: 216-896 (226 amino acids)
Biological process (GO): nucleobase-containing compound metabolic process
Cellular component (GO): cytoplasm; mitochondrion
Molecular function (GO): ATP binding; AMP kinase activity; nucleoside diphosphate kinase activity
Source: RefSeq, a predicted model, not a curated record
AGAAGGCACGCACACACCUUAAAGAGAAAACUGAAUCUACAGUAUGUGGGUGGAGUGCAAGUUUUUUCGCUUAAUUUAGCGUAUAGAGAAAACUGCUACAGGACCACAAUUUAAACUGCAUUAUAAGCAUAAAAAACAUCGCGCUGAGCUGGUGUUGACUUUUCAGUUGAAAAGUCUUUGGAGAGCAACUUUUUGCAAGAGUCACUUCAACCGUUAUGUCUAGAAUAUUCCGUGCCGUUAUCAUGGGCCCCCCUGGCUCAGGAAAAGGAACCAUCUCUGAAAGAAUUGCGCACACUUUUGGUAUUCAACAUCUGUCCAGCGGUGAUUUUUUGAGAGAGAACAUUGCUGCAAACACUGAGGCUGGCACACUGGCUAAGACCUACAUAGAGAAGGGGCUCCUGGUGCCAGAUCAUGUGAUGACUCGACUUCUGCUACCUAGACUAGAGGAGAUAGCCAGACACAGCUGGCUGCUGGAUGGCUUUCCCAGGACGCUGGCUCAGGCCCAAGCCCUGAACAGUGCCUGUGAGCUGGACGUGGUCAUCAGUUUGAACGUCCCAUUUGAGACUUUGAAGGAGAGACUAAGGCAUCGUUGGAUACACCCUGCCAGUGGCCGAGUUUAUAACUUGAUAUUCAACCCUCCGCACGUGACGGGUAUAGAUGACAUCACUGGUGAGCCUUUAAUUCAGCAUGAAGAUGACAAACCAGAGGCAUUGGUGGCCAGACUGCGGCACUACAAAGACGUGGCUAAGCCGGUGAUGAACCUGUACAAGUCCAAAGGUAUCCUGCACAUGUUCUCGGACACAGACACGGAUCACAUCUGGCCUCACAUCAGCUCCCUGCUCAGUGCCAAGAUUCCAGCGCCCAGAUCCAGUGCCCAGUCCACUCCAACCCACUGAGGGACACUCUCCCUGGGCAGGUCCUCCAAUGACUCCAGAAUUCCAGACAAGUGUCUGCUAUUGUCAUUUAGUGUCCUCAUAUGAUGGCUCUUUGAAUUGAUAAGUUGUUUCCUCCUCUGUCUCGCUCACUCACUCUAUCUCUCUCUCUCUCUUUCUCUCUCCGUCUCUCUCUGUCACACAAACAUGCAAACAUAUCCCUCCAAGUAAAUGAAUGAAAGCUUUUCUCAUGACUGCCUUUGACAUGUCAUGGUAUUUAGUUCUAGUUUAGUUGAGUUUGGUCGUUUUGGAAUUCAAGGGACUGGACCUUUAUAAUGGAAUAAAUUGUAAAAGAGUCCCGUCGGUCAGUGUAGUGGUUUUUGUUGAUUACAUGAAUUCAGGUGCUGUUGUAACUAGUAUGUUACUGCUCCACACAGUGCAAUUCCAGUGUAUAUAUAGCCAUUCAUGCCAUGCGUUUGCCUUUUCACGACAUGAUCCUUUCCAGAACAUCACUACAAAUGCUGAAUAUACUCUUAGAUUCCAUUAACUGAUAAAACAAUUGCCUUGUACAGAAAUGACGAAUUGUUUGAGCGAUUUACAUUGCACUAAUGUUCCUGGUACUUUUGUGCUUCUAAUGUAAUGACAAAUAUCAUGCUAAUGAUCAUAUUUGUUGGAGAACUGUUCCUCUCCUGAUGAAUGUGCUCAGGAUCAUACAGUAUAUAGGUUAUUCGUUUUGCCAAAGGGUCCCACCUUGCACACAGAUGAACAUGUAGUGGCUCUAGAUAAGAGCAAUGGUUUAUCUGGAAUGCUGCUCUAGAAAAAGGCAUACAAUUCCAAAGCAUUUUCUUAACGCUCACCUGAGAAAAUGUUUAUCUCAACAUUUGCAUUCAGUCCUUGAUCAUUGUAAGACUGUGGAUUGUUGUUUAUGCUAUGUGCGUUCUAUAGUCACAUUGCUUUAGGUCAUGUGUACAUUUGCCUUGUAUUGCAGCUUGCAAUGGAAAUGUUUUGUGAUGGAACCUUUAGGGACCAACAUUUUGAAGUUUCAGGUUCUAAAAAAGCUAAACAUUUUGGCACAGCCGUGACACUGCAACUCUGAAACUAGAAGUUCUAAAUGUUACUGCUCUGUAAAGGAAUUUAUUACAGGGUUCAAACCUGUCUAUGAAUGAACCAUUAUUAGACAACGGAACAGGUAGAAAAAGAUUUUUCUAUACAGUAAGCAGUGGACUUCUGAAUCAGAACUACAGUAUCUGAUAAAAACGCAUUUAUUGCUCUGAAGAUGCCGCCUCUGAAGUGACUGUAUGGCGAGGGUUAACCAUGUAUUUAGUUCGUUAUGACACCUUUUGCUCACUGUAUGAUUUUAAGAGUAAUCAUUCUCUGUCAAGGAAAUGUAAACAUUGUUGUAAGAUUAUACAUUAGCUUCUUUGUGGACAUCUCUUUUGUGUUUCAGAGGGCAUGAAUUCCAUUUUUUGGUGCCUGUGCCAUGGUAUAUGGCUUAUGUGUUCUAUUGUAUUGAUUUUGGAAAUCAAAGCUAACAUACAAUGACAAAUAUCAUUCAGAUGUACAGCAUUUUGCCAUACUAUAAUGGAACUGAUAUGGAGGGAACUACUGGGGAGAACUAUGAGUGUGCUGGUCUUCAUCCACUCCCACAGUAAACUGUAAUGUUGUGUUUUUCCUGGGCUGUUUGUUGCCUCUUGUUAGACUGAAUUAGAGAGUUACUGUAAGUCUUGUUUAGAGACUGAAUGAGAGAGUUAAGUCUUGCCAGUCAGAGAAUGUUUUUCAACGUUUCCUCAAUGUCUCCACCCUCUGUUGUGCAAUACCACACAGCCUAUUUCUGUGCUGCUGUGAGUCAUGCAGUACAACUGCUCUGUCUCAUAGACCAAAUAAACACUUUUCCUACAAAA